Gracilinanus agilis (Agile Gracile Mouse Opossum) is the source of this 1544-nucleotide messenger RNA. RefSeq names its product sterile alpha motif domain containing 1 (gene SAMD1). The record is from RefSeq and is a predicted model, not a curated record. The transcript has 6 exons. The coding region runs from base 1 to 960 and encodes 319 amino acids. NCBI's taxonomy places the organism in Eukaryota, Metazoa, Chordata, Mammalia, Didelphimorphia, Didelphidae. Gene Ontology annotation, molecular function: protein binding.
AUGACUUCCUCUUUAACGCCGGCGCCGCCGUCGCCGCUGCCGCUGCCGCUGCCGCCGGAGGGGGGCGCGUCUCGGAGCGGACCAGCCCGGCCCGUGAGCCUGCGGGAAGUGGUGCGCUACCUCGGGGGCAGUGGCGGCGGCGGAGGCAGGCUGACCCGCGGGCGCGUGCAGGGACUGCUGCUGGAGGAGGAGGCGGCAGCCGCCCGAGGCCGCCUCGAGCGCACCCGCAUCGCCAGUCUUGCCCUGCCCCGCAACGAUCGUUCGGGAAGGGCGCCUCCUGCUACCAGCUCCCGAGCAGCCCGAACCAAGAAGUCCGGGGAAGAGUCCCUGAGGGAGGAAGAAGAAGAAGAGGAUGAAGAAGAAGUGUCUGCUCUAUCGGAGGGUUCUGAGGUGCCAGAGGGAGAGGGUGCCCACGGUGGACAGAACCAGUACAAUGGAGAGACUGGCCAGCGGGAAAGUGGGAAAGAACGGACUAGGGAAUGGAAUUCCUCCAUAGCACCUGGGCGCCAAGAUGAGGGUCACCGUUCAGCCCUGGCAGAUGGAACCCGAGAGGCCUUCCCAAUGGGAGUGGUGAAGAUGGAAGGGGGCUCAGCCUCAGCUGCCACAGGGCCGGAUUCUCCUUCUCCGGUGCCUUUGCCCCCCGGAAAGCCAGCCUUGCCCAGUGCAGAUGGAACUCCUUUUGGUUGCUCCUCUGGCAGGAAGGAAAAACCAUCUGACCCAGUUGAGUGGACAGUGAUGGAUGUGGUAGAAUAUUUUACUGAGGCUGGCUUCCCUGAACAGGCUUCUGCUUUCCAGGAACAGGAAAUUGAUGGGAAGUCCCUUCUGCUGAUGCAACGCACUGAUGUGCUCACUGGCCUCUCUAUCCGCCUGGGGCCAGCCCUCAAAAUCUAUGAGCAUCACAUCAAGGUCCUUCAGCAGGGCCACUUUGAAGAUGAUGACCCUGAUGGGUUUCUCGGCUGAGCGCCUGACUCCCUGUGACCCCUGAGCUUCUCCUACCCCUUUCCUUCUCCCCAGUUCCCUUGUGCCCCAUCUGCCCUAAGAGUCCCUAGCAUCCAGGAACUCCCUAAGGGGGAGAACACCCUCUUCCCAACACACUCCCCAAAGAAAUUCCAGGGAGGCAGGCGCCUCAUCAUCACCCCUUCCCAACUCCCUCGUCCUUAACUGUAGGUAUCUUUCUUCUAUCCACAUCCUGCAUUCCAAGCUGGGGGCGAUGGCAGGGGUAGAUGCAGGAUCUUCUUGUAUCAUACCAGGAGGGGACCCCCUCCCCCCCAACUAGACUGCUAUGGGGGAAGGAAUGCCCUCCUUUUCCCCUAGCCCUUCCCCCAAUUCAGCCAGACUUCACCUUUGUAAAUGUUUCACCCUGAGGAAGUAGGGACAGGACUGGACUGGCCAUUCCCUUUACCCCACCUAUUCUCCCUUACCCUAAAUGCCAUUCCUUCCAUCCUUGGUCAGUUUGGAGAUGAUCCCCAGGGUUGAAAUGGUGGGUUGUCCUGUUUCCUUCCUUUUCUCUUUCUCUCUCUCUCUCUCUUUCUCUCUCUCUCUCU